GCUCCGUGCCGGGAGGCGGAAGCGCUGACCCCCACGUGGUUCCGGGCGGGAGCCGCCGCGGGGUGCCCGUGCCCGUGCCCGUGCCCGUGCCCGUGCCCGUGCCCGGUCGGCGCCAUGGACCCGGUGCGGGCCCAGCAGCUGGCGGCCGAGCUGGAGGUGGACAUGAUGGCUGACAUGUACAACCGGAUGACCCACGCGUGCCACCGCAAGUGUGUGCCCCCCCACUACAAGGACGCGGAGCUGUCCAAGGGCGAGAGCGUGUGCCUGGACCGCUGCGUGGCCAAGUACCUUGACGUCCACGAGCGGAUGGGCAAGAAGCUGACGGAGCUGUCGCUGCAGGACGAGGAACUCCUCAAGCGCAUGCAGCAGGGCGCUGGCACUGCCUGAGCUGCGGCACCCACCCCACCGGCGUCCCCUCCCCAUUAAAGCCCAGGGCUUAGCAGCCA
Rhea pennata is the source of this 446-nucleotide messenger RNA. It is a transcript of the gene TIMM10, whose product is annotated as translocase of inner mitochondrial membrane 10. The record is from RefSeq and is a predicted model, not a curated record. Lineage: Eukaryota; Metazoa; Chordata; Aves; Rheiformes; Rheidae. Gene Ontology annotation, biological process: protein insertion into mitochondrial inner membrane. Bases 115 to 387 code for a protein of 90 amino acids. The transcript is spliced from 2 exons. Gene Ontology annotation, cellular component: mitochondrial inner membrane.